Molecule: messenger RNA, 1125 nt
Organism: Adineta ricciae
Lineage: Eukaryota; Metazoa; Rotifera; Eurotatoria; Adinetida; Adinetidae
Source: the annotation of a GenBank genome assembly
AUGAGUCGUGAAGGUACUUCGCAACUGCGAACUCUACUCCUUGCACUUAGUGUUGAUUGUAUGUAUCCAACGUCUACUCGUAUUCCAGAAUUAUUUAUCUCAUCAUCGAGUACUGCAUGCUGGGAAAAUCAACUCAUGAAAAGCAAAAUGAGUACUCGAGAUAUCUUCUACUAUGCUGUUGGCAUCGCCUUCAUAAUUACCCUUCUGAUUGCAUUCUUCUUUUCGUCAACAAUUACAAUUAUCAUUAUCUGUAAUUGGCGUUCACGCUGCAAAUCCGUAUCAAAUUUUCUUACGGUGAACUCAUGCAUAUGUUACAUUCUUUUCGUUAUUUCCCUAUUAAUUCAAGUUCCAUCGCUGUUUCAAAAUAACGAACAAGACGCUAACAAUCCGUUCUCGACGUGGUGUCGAUUUCGUGGAUGUUUCUUUCUAGUUAUUUGCAUUAUUAAAAUGCUCUCGUAUACCGUUCAUGCUAUUUCGCGAUAUUUUAUCAUUGUUCUUCACCAGCAUAGGCAACUCUUAACCUAUGGCGCCAACGCAAUCAUGGUCGGUCUCAGUUGGAUAGUGGGCAUAUUUAUCGGAUGUGCAGUGUUGAUUUCAUCAACAGCAUUUCAGUACGAAGACGAGUCUCGAAUGUGCCUUAUGUCAAGUAAAGUUUUUCACACAUCAUUCUCAACAAUGUCUGUUGUAUUCUUUAUUCCUAUGAACACAGUUAUUAUUUUAUACGUUCUUAUUUUGCGACAUACAACGCGUGUCCAUCACAUCCAAUCGAAUAUUAAUACUAGAAAAAAGAACCAACGAGACCUGAAAGUGUACCAAAACAUUCUUCGAGUUUUAUGUAUCAUCAUCAUCGGUGGAACUCCAUAUACUGCAAGCAUGAUUGUCAAUAAAUUCGGCUCAAUUCCUUGGCCUUUCUAUUCGAUAUCGAUUUUAUUCAUUGCAUCAGCAACCGCCAUCGAGUGCGCAGCCAUAUUCUUUGUCAACAAAGAUGUCAAGACCAUCCUCUAUACUAAGCUCGCUGUUCGACAUAACAAAGUCACGCAAGCGGCCACUGUUGGACCAACAAUAACAUUAAGUUACAGACGACCUGACUUAAAUCAUGCUACGAUAGCAGAAGUGAAAGCAUAG